Molecule: messenger RNA, 927 nt
Organism: Aspergillus mulundensis
Lineage: Eukaryota; Fungi; Ascomycota; Eurotiomycetes; Eurotiales; Aspergillaceae
Exons: 4
Coding region: 1-927 (308 amino acids)
Biological process (GO): magnesium ion transport
Cellular component (GO): membrane
Molecular function (GO): magnesium ion transmembrane transporter activity
Source: RefSeq, a predicted model, not a curated record
AUGUUGGUCUCUGGGGAACUGAUGAAUACCGCAGCCUACGCAUUCGCCCCGGCAGUGCUGGUUACGCCGCUAGGGGCUUUGAGCGUACUCAUCGGCUCCUUAAUGGGCGCAUACUUUCUCAAGGAGGAUAUUAAAGUCCUGGGAAAACUCGGAUGCGCCACCUGUUUAUUGGGAUCAGUAUUACUGGUCCUCCAUGCACCAGGCGACAAGGAUAUUCAAACCAUCGACGAAAUCCUGCACUUAGCUAUUCAACCAUGUCGGCAACCCAUUCUUCGCCCUCUUUCUGCAGAGCAUACUAACAACUAUGUAGUCUUCAUUAUCUACUGCAUUUGCGUCGCAGUCUUCGCCGGCUAUAUGAUACUCAAAGUCGCCCCGGUACAAGGCCGGACAAAUCCAUUAGUCUACAUCUCGAUCUGCUCCUCCGUUGGCUCCGUCUCUGUCAUGUCCGUCAAGGCCUUCGGAAUUGCAGUAAAGCUCACCGCAGGCGGAGACAACCAAUUCACCCAUGCAUCGACAUAUGUCUUCGCCUUGGCCUUGGUCGUCACCACGCUGACGCAGAUGAACUACCUGAACAAAGCAAUGAGCGAGUUCCCCGCGUCGCUUGUAAACGCAAUGUACUACGUCGGCUUCACGACAUGCACGCUCUCCGCCUCGAUCAUUUUCUACCAAGGCCUCAACACCAGCGACUGGACCAGCAUCACCUCGAUGAUGUGCGGGUUCCUCCUAAACUUCACCGGGAUCUCGCUGUUGACCCUAUCCAAGACCGCUUCCUCAUGUGUAUCGCCCAAAGGUUCAGUGCGCGAGGUGGGCAUGCGGUCGCUAGACCUCUCCCACAGUAGGGGCCGAUACGACCACGUCCGCACGAGUAGUUUGGAAAUCGAGCAUGCGCGUCCGCGGCGGCUUUCGGGACCUGGGAUGGACGAUUGA